GUUUUUGUUGUUUAAAGUAAAAACUGCAAUCCAUACGGCCAUCUCAAGCAAAUACAAAAGUAGCCGGGUCCGGUGCUAAGGUCAAGCGAUCGCCGCCGUCUACAGAGUAUAUCGCCAUCCACCUCAACGUUACUGCCCCGCGUGGUACUGAACCGCAUCGAUCCCCAUGAGUUUUAGCGCAUUCGAGUUUCGUACAAGGUUGCCAUCCGAAGCACCCGCAGCAGUCGUACUAAUAGCGGGGCUCAUCCUGGCAUGAACAUGGGCCAAAAGAUCAGUGGAGGUGUCAAAACGGUCAGCAGCCGUGACCAACCAUCGCCCUUUAUCCCGAAGAUCCCGCGCGAACUGGCGGCGCACUUCCAGCGUCCGGCCCGACUUGAUCUUCUGCUCGAUAUGCCACCGGCCGCUCGCGAAACGCCGAUCAAAUACUCCUGGAACUCGGAGGACCGCUCGCUCAAUGUGUUUGUGAAGGAGGACGACAAGAUGACAUUCCACCGGCACCCGGUGGCACAGAGCACAGACUGCAUACGGGGCAAGGUGGGCUUCACCAAGGGACUGCACGUGUGGGAAGUGUUCUGGUCGACGCGGCAGCGAGGUACGCAUGCUGUGAUCGGUGUUUCCACAUCUGAGGCACCACUCCACUCCGUAGGUUAUCAAAGUCUGGUCGGUUCGAACGACCAGAGUUGGGGCUGGGACUUGGGGCGCAAUAUGCUGUACCACAAUUCGAAAACCUGCCCCGGCGUCCAGAGCCGUAGCGUGGAUGCCCGGCGCCCUUGGCGAAAUAUUUCUUGGGCGCCCCUCUCUUACAAAGGAAAAAAGCAAUGUUUUACAUUCAAUCAACAUUUGAAAUGAAUUAAAAGAGAGAUUGAAAAAUUGGUGGAUUGAAGGUGCUUCCAAUAGCAAGCAGUGCUCGGCUGUACCUACCCUAAACAAGUUUUGAAAUUUUGUGACAUUUUUUUAGUUUUUGCAAAAUAUGUAAGUACGGAAUCUUACAAAUGUCCAAAACGGACUGGAAGAUCAUUUAAAUAGCUGAAAGUUCUUUACUUA
This is a messenger RNA of Armigeres subalbatus, 1044 nucleotides long. RefSeq names its product protein gustavus-like. The transcript has 2 exons. Gene Ontology annotation, molecular function: protein binding. Gene Ontology annotation, biological process: proteasome-mediated ubiquitin-dependent protein catabolic process. Lineage: Eukaryota; Metazoa; Arthropoda; Insecta; Diptera; Culicidae. The record is from RefSeq and is a predicted model, not a curated record. Bases 253 to 849 code for a protein of 198 amino acids. Gene Ontology annotation, cellular component: SCF ubiquitin ligase complex.